GGAAGUGUGUCGUGGACACCCACGGGCCUAGCAGUGUGACGACGGGAAGUGUAUUUCUGUUAGCUGGCUCUGUAAUGGCGCAGGGGACUUGCCUGGACGCUCCGAUGAGGUUAACUGUGAGGUCUCCACGGCAUGCCCUGGCCAGAAAGUCAGGUGUCCGGGACAUUCUCAGUGUCGCGAGGCUUGGGAACUCUGUGACGUCCACGCGGACUGUGGAGAUGGGCUCGAUGAAGCACGCUGCUCCCCAAAGCGCUGCCUGGCGGGCCGGUGGCGGUGCAGGAACCAGGUGUGUGUCGCGGAUAGCUGGAGGUGCAAUGGGGUCAAUGACUGUGAGGACUUCUCAGACGAGGACGCCUGUGCCUCCUGUCCAGAAGGCAUGGUUAGAUGCGAUGAAGGGAAAUGCAUCCUGGAAUCCCUGAUGUGUGAUGGGGAGGCAGACUGUGCGGAUGGUGCUGAUGAACCCACUACAUGUGAUAUAGAUGAGUGCUCCAAGGCCUACGGUCCCUGUGGUCAGCUAUGCCGUAAUGUCCCAGGCUCUUACUCCUGUGCGUGUGUUCAAGGUCACCAGCUCUACAAUGGUACCAGUUGUCGAGUUACAGAUGAUGCUGUUAAAAUUCUUAUAGCUGCAGACAGAGAACUUGGUGUCCUGGAUCGAAGAACAGGCCUCUAUGAGACUCUGAUACCUAUAAAAUCGAGGCCUACUUCUGUUGCCUAUGAUCUUGAGAGAAGCAUGUACUUUUGGGGGGAUGAAGUCUUACAUGUGUUCAUCCUUGGGCGGCCAAACUCGGUUCCUCUCUAUCCAGAACUUAAAACCGUGGACAGCAUCUCUUUGGACUGGCUCACGGGGCAGUUGUAUUGGGCUAGCAGCUUCGCGAGGGUCAUCGGUGCUGGCUUGAGUGAUGGCAGAGGCUACGUCAAGAUCUUGGAAAAGGAUCUGGUGCCAGAGCAGCUAAUCGUGUUUCCCACGAAGAAGUCCUUGUUUUGGGUAAAUCGUGCUAAGAAAGGCAGGAGAACUAUCGAAGCUGCGGGGAUGGACGGCUCAGAUCGGAGGGUGCUCACAGCCGUCCACAUGGAGGAGCCUGUGGGACUGACGCUUGACUACGUGGCCGGCCAGUUCUACUGGAUCAGCGAAUGUAAAGAGGUACUGGAGAGAGGCAAAUACCCAGCAUGUGCUCCGGGCUCGUGCAGCCACCUCUGUCUCCUGUCCCCUGUCCAUCCCAAGGGCUAUAAGUGUGUUUGUCCAGAGGGAAUGUUCCUUUUACCUUCUGGGAUAUGUAGUGAGUUAAAGCUAGUGUUUUCUUCUGGCAAACGUCUCUACUUAUUGAAAGUUGGUUUUAUGGGAACUGCUAUAGAGAGAACCCUAGUUCAAGAGCAUCCAAGGAACAUCUAUUUACUGGAUAUUGACUGGAAAAGAAACCUCAUCUACUGGACAAAUGCCCAGGGACAGCUAUUCUGCUCAACUGGCUAUUCAGGAGAAAAGCAAGAGAUUUGGACAGAGCAUACAGUCUGCUCAGCAAAUGUGGACAUAUCCACGGGGAACUUGUACUGGGUGCCCUGUGACCGAAGUGCUAUCCAGAAGACUAGAAUCCCUGGCCCAGACACCCGGACCCUCUACAGAACAGGCAGCAUUAUACUGCAUCUUCUUCUCGAUUGGCCAAAGAGAGUGCUCUACUGGGUAGAAAGUGGGAAAUACUUGCAAAGUAUGACCCUCGAUGGCAAAACCAGACAGCAAGUCUGGACAGGCACCUGGACGGCGGACACCCACAUGGCCUUAGACCUUGGCUCAUCUAGCAUCCUCUGGACGACCAAAGGGUCAGGGUUGCAAAGUCUGAGUCUCCUAAAAAAUAGAACGUACACUUCGAACAAAACCUGGAGUGACGGCAUUAUAGCGGCUCACGAGCCCUACCUGGUGACCGUGCACAGCGGAGCCCUCCUGCUGUGGGACAGGAGGACGCCGGAGCCUUUCGCGGUGUCAAAAGAGCCGUACGUGAGGAAAAUGAUCAUCCUGGCAGAGAAUCAGCAGGUUUCAGAUCCUGAGCUUGAAGAGGCGGCCACAGACGGUCCUCCCCCCGCGCUUCCUGUAGCACUCCCGCUGCCUUGCACCCCAUCCUCUGUCCCCUGUCGGAACGGGGAGGGAUGUGUUUCUCAGGAGUACCUCUGCGAUGGCAAGCCGGACUGUCAGGAUGGCUCGGAUGAAGGGGACUGUUCCCGGUUCUGCAACAGACCAGGGGUCUUCCAGUGUCUGAACAGAAACCAGUGCAUCGAGGAGAAAUACCACUGCGACGGGGCUCAGCAGUGCUCGGGUGGGUCUGACGAGCUGGGCUGCUGGAAGCCCACUGAAGAUUGUUCUUUACGUUGUGACAACAAGACCCGCUGUAUCCCCAAGCACUGGCUGUGUGACGGCAAUGCAGACUGUUCUGACAAGAGAGAUGAACAAGGAUGCGUUCAGGCAGAAUGCAGAGCCCCAGAAUUUCGAUGCCAGAACGGCCAGCGCAUCUCGAGCUCUCUGCGCUGCGAUGGGAACCAAGACUGCGUGGACCACUCUGAUGGGACAGCUGUCCUGGGACCUGGCCACUGCGGCGCCCGUUGGGGGAGGUGAAGUGCCGGGGGAGGGAAGAAUGCAUGCCCGCCG
This is a messenger RNA of Zalophus californianus (California sea lion), 2632 nucleotides long. Its product is annotated as low-density lipoprotein receptor-related protein 4-like. The record is from RefSeq and is a predicted model, not a curated record. Gene Ontology annotation, molecular function: protein binding; calcium ion binding. Bases 377 to 2599 code for a protein of 740 amino acids. The transcript is spliced from 14 exons. Lineage: Eukaryota; Metazoa; Chordata; Mammalia; Carnivora; Otariidae.